This is a messenger RNA of Cyprinus carpio (common carp), 857 nucleotides long. Its product is annotated as ribonuclease inhibitor-like. The transcript is spliced from 5 exons. The record is from RefSeq and is a predicted model, not a curated record. The coding region runs from base 1 to 618 and encodes 205 amino acids. Gene Ontology annotation, molecular function: protein binding. NCBI's taxonomy places the organism in Eukaryota, Metazoa, Chordata, Actinopteri, Cypriniformes, Cyprinidae.
AUGGCCAUGUGGAACGAGGCAGUUGAAGAUGAACUGAUCAGCUUGAUUCAGGAGAGGCCAGCUCUGUACGACAUCACCGAAAAACGAUAUGCAAACCGAGUGGCGAUAGCAAACUCGUGGCGUGAGAUCGAAAACAAGCUUGUUAUAUCAGGAACACUGGUGCCCUCUUGUCUUUCCUGCUGUUAUAUCACACAGAAAGGCUGUGCUGCUCUGAUUUCAGCUUUGAGAUCAAACCCCUUACACCUGACAGAACUGAAUCUGAGCUGUAAUAAACCAGGAGAUUCAGGAGUGAAGCUACUCUCUGCUCUACUGGAGGAUCCACGCUGUAAACUGAAGAAACUUAAGCUGUUGGACUGCAGUAUUGGAGAGGAAGGCUGUGCUGCUCUGAUUUCAGCUUUGAGAUCAAACCCCUCACACCUGACAGAACUGAAUCUGAGCUAUAAUAAACCAGGAGACUCAGGAGUGAAGCUGCUCUCUGCUCUACUGGAGGAUCCACACUGUAAACUGGAGAAACUACAGCUGUAUAACUGCAGUACUAGGGAGGAAGGGCUGUGCUGCUCUGAUUUCAGCUCUAAGAUCAAACCCUUCACACCUGACAGAACUGAAUCUGAGCUUUAAUAAUCCAGGAGACUCAGGAGUGAAGCUGCUCUCUGCUCUACUGAAGGAUCCACACUGUAAACUGGAGAAACUACAGUGAGUCUCUUCACAUCUCAGUAACUAUAAGGUUUUGAGUAAAAGUUACACAGUAAAAUCCUGAGUGUUAUAUUAACACUGCUUGGAGCAUAAAUGGUCCCACUCUAAAAGAGUGUUAAAAUAACAAUGAAGCAGUGUUAAAACUGAGAUAAUUAUGUGAUUAA